Closterium sp. Yama58-4 is the source of this 1872-nucleotide messenger RNA. The record is from the annotation of a GenBank genome assembly. Lineage: Eukaryota; Viridiplantae; Streptophyta; Zygnematophyceae; Desmidiales; Closteriaceae.
AUGAACCGGCUGCUGUUCAACUCCCGCCUCUUCCAGCAGCAGCUCUGCGAGCAGGAAGGGAGCACAGCACUUGCAGACGCGAGUCCAGCAGACUCAGCCACAGCAGCACAUGCCGACUUGAGUCCCGCAGGUGCAGGCGCACCAACACAGGCGGAUGUGAGCAGGGCGAUGAAUCGCCUGCUAUUUAACUUCCGCCUCUUCCAGCAGCAGCUCUGUGAGCACAUCUGGGCGGCCGGCCACUGGGCUGACGCUGUCGACCCCCUCACCGGCUACCUCAUGCACGCUGCUUCUCGCACCAGUGGCAGAAGCAGCGGUCGUGCUGCUUCUCACAGUGGUGGUGUCACCUUAGAGAAUUCUCAAAAGCAGCUCUGUGAGCACAUCUGGGCGGCCGGCCACUGGGCUGACGCUGUCGACCCCCUCACCGGCUACCUCAUGCACGCUGUGAUUGUUGGACAUUCUCUUGUUCACCAAUCGUACAACUGCUAUCCCCCUACUUCGAAAGAACCUCUUACGGCAACCAUGGCGGCGGUUCGUUCGCUUAUCUCGUCCGUCAGACUCACUCCGGCUGCAGCAGUACCACUCAAAUCCUCAGCCUCCUCACUCGUCCGCGACGAGUCGAGAAAUCUCAACUUAAGCGUGAAUCUCGCCGCAUCAUGCUCAUCAACUAAGGGCUCUCGUCGAGUCGCACCUCCUUCUGCUGCGGCGACUACCCUCGCGGCUGCUGCUGCAGCACCCACAGCGGAGGACGCGCCGUCGGUCGCGGCGUCAGAAACGAAAGUCACGACACCGCCGCGGCGCCGCCUGAAGGUGGGGUGCCACGCGGCGCAGGGGCGGCGCGACGAGAUGGAGGACCACGUGGUGGUUCUGGAAGACAUAGGCGCCGGGUUCCUCUACGCCGGCGUGUUUGACGGCCACGCAGGCGCGUCUUCCGCGAAGUUUCUGAGCGACGAGCUGCAUGACGACUGCAUGGAGGCACUGGAGGGCGGCGCGGUGCUGGAAGAUGAGGACCUCACGGCCGCCGAGGACGCGCUUGAGGAUGCUUUCCUUAAAGCCGACCAACGGCUGCUGCAGUGGCUGGAAGAGCACAGUUCCGAGCCCGAGUCCGGUUCCACCGGUACAGUGGCGUUUGUGCGGCACGACCGGCUGUUCGUGGCGCACAUAGGCGACUCGCGCUCAUUCCCCCCAUCCCCUUCUCCUCCCCUUGCGCAUACCCUCCCAAAUUGCUUCCCCAGGCUGGAAGAGCACAGUUCCGAGCCCGAAUCGGGUUCCACCGGCACUGUAGCAUUCGUGCGGCACGACCGGCUGCUGGAAGAGCACAGUUCUGAGCCCGAGUCGGGAUCAACAGGCACUGUAGCGUUCGUGCGGCACGACCGGCUGUUCGUGGCGCACAUAGGCGACUCGCGCGCCGUGAUGGCCUCUCGCCCCAAUCCCCCGUCAAUUCUUCCCCUCCCUGCAUAUCCCUGCGCUGCACCCCAGGCUCGAGGAGCACAGCUCGAGGAGCACAGCUCGGAGCCAGAAUCGGGCUCAACAGGCACUGUAGCAUUCGUGCGGCAUGAUCGGCUGUUCGUGGCGCACAUAGGCGACUCGCGCGCCGUGAUGGCCCGAUCACAUCACAUGUCCCCCCAUCCCCCCUUGCGCAGGCUAGAAGAGCACAGCUCUGAGCCCGAGUCCGGUUCAACAGGCACGGUGGCGUUUGUGCGGCACGACCGGCUGUUCGUGGCGCACAUAGGCGACUCGCGCGCCGUGAUGGCCGUUGGGGGCGACGAGGGGUACAUCUCGGACGACCAUAAGCCCAGCGGCGACUCGAGCAAGGCGCAGGCGGAGAUUAAACGAAUCAACAAGGCGGGCGGAUGGGUGAGUAGUUUGUGUUGA